Molecule: messenger RNA, 1573 nt
Organism: Tetranychus urticae (two-spotted spider mite)
Lineage: Eukaryota; Metazoa; Arthropoda; Arachnida; Trombidiformes; Tetranychidae
Product: UNC93-like protein MFSD11
Source: RefSeq, a predicted model, not a curated record
ACUUGAAUUGAUAUUCAAUUUUGUAUAUUCAUGAGUAUAAUUAAAGCUUUAGUUUUAAUUGUAAUUAAUCAGAGGGUAAACACAUAAAAAUUGCCAAAAUGACUUCAAACUUGAAAAGUAUUCUUCUGCUUUCGUUUUGUAUUUUUUUCAUAGCGCUCCCUAUCCAAACUGGAAGCAUAAUUCAGAUCAUCAUUGUUAACUCAGUUAAUGACGACUACAGAGAGACAUGGAAUGGUUACGAAUGGAGCGGUUAUACUGGAUCAGCAAUAUCAUCAGUAGUAGCAGCUGUACUGGCAUGGUUUGCCCCGUCUUUGAUUAUGCUUGUUGGUGCUGGAAAAGCUCUAACAAUUGGUGGCAUCGCAUUUUGCUUAUCCUUCUCAACCUUUCUUUAUCCACUCAAAUAUGGCUACAUUUGUGCAUCUCUUUUGCUGGGUUUUGCCAACGCUGUUACUUGGACUGCUCAGGGUAAUUAUCUAGCCAUGGUGAGUGAUGAAAAAUCAAUCACUCGUAAUACUGGAAUUUUGUGGACCAUUUCCAUGUCAAGUGCUGUUUUUGGAAACUUGCUCAUUGUUUAUACUUUUGAGGGCAAAGAAAAGAUCAACUCAUCUACUCGAAUAUUAACUUACUCAAUUCUAGUCAUUCUUGGGUUUUUUGGCGUUAUCUUGUCUCUUUUCCUCAAGAAAUUUGAAUCAAGCAAAUCAGAAGACGAUAAAAUUGUUGAAUCUCCAUUGAAAGGGUUUAGUACUGCAAUCAAGUAUUUUACCACCAAAACAAUGUUACUCAUAUCUGUUAUAGCAAUUUUCAUUGGUUUAGAAAUAACUUUCUUCUCAGGACUUUAUAGUACGUCAAUUGCCUUUACGAGGGCCUUUGGUGUCGAUCGGAAAAAAUACUCUGGCGAAUGUGGCCUUCUCAUUGGUAUUGGGGAAAUAUUGGCCGGUUUGAUCUCCAUGCUAUCAUCGAAAUGUAAAAAACCUGGAAUUGCGAUUCUCAUUAGUGCUUAUUUAAUUUAUCUGGGAACAUUUUCUUGUAUAUAUGUUAACUUGCCUGCUGCUUCAACACUUCUUGAAACUGCUGAACCAGCUAUUUUUGAAUCAAAUUUAUAUUUAGCUUUAUUAUGUGCCGUUCUUUUGGGUCUCUGUGAUGGCUUAUUUGGAACCCAGAUGAAUGAAUUCAUUUCAGUUGUUUACAAGGAAAAUAGUUCAGCUCCGUUUGCUAUUUUCUCGAGUCUCCAAUCUCUUUCCGGAGGUGCUCUAUUCUUCCUUUCUAAUUAUAUUGAUCUCCACUCUCACCUGAUCAUACUUGCCACUGGAGCUACCCUUGGGUCUAUCGCCUUUUGUUUAGCAAAUGCAGCCGAGAACAAGAAAAAGUUGGAAAAAACAAACAUGGAACAUCAUGGAAAUAUUGAACCAAAUAAUGUCCAAAAAGUUCUAGAGAUGCCUUCAAAUUGAUAAAUUAUAUAUAAAUAUAGCUUCAUCACCUUUCAAAAUAUAAGAUGCAGCUCAUUAUUAAAAUUAAAAGAUUGUUUAUUUGUUGUUAAAAUCUUUUAUAUUAAACAUGGAAUAUCAAGACUGAA